UUCUUCAUAAGUUCACUCUCUCACCUUGAUCCUGUGACGAUACUCUUCCACUUACCCUACACCAUAUCUCUUUCUUCUUCUUCUUCAUCGUCCUUGAUCUAAUUUCAGCUCACUCGCCACUGGAAUUGCUAGAUUCCGUUAUUUGAAAGUCACUCAGAUUCAAGCUCUCGAGAUCUGUUUGUUUCCCGAAGAAAACAGCUUGUUUUCACCGUCUUUGAUCCUCUGCUACUCCUGAUUUACCUCGAACCGUGUGAUCGGAAAUCGAGAAAUCAUAUAAAAAUGGGUAAAACCGCCGGGAACAGAGACUGGACUCAGAUCUACGCGAUAUACGGGAUUGAACAAUGGCAGACGCUCGUCUUCCUCCUCUUCCAUGCCUUCUUCUUCUCCCUCCUCUCUGUUCUCUUCCUCAUCUACUUCGACCAGAUUUGCCUCUUCCUCGAUUCCUUCUUUCUCUCCGGCGCCGCCAGACUAGCAGCUGGUUUCACCGGCGCCGUCACGGCUCUCUCCGCCGUCUGUCUCCUCUUCGCCGCCGCUAAUUUCGUCUACUCCGACGUUCCUCUCCAGUACGAGAUGGCUCAGCGCAUGGUCAGUUCCGUCGGCGACUGGUCCUGUGUCAAGACGGCGCUCGAUCUCGGCUGCGGCCGCGGCAUCCUCCUCAAUGCCGUCGCCACACAGCUCAAGAAAACCGGUAGCUCGGGUCGGGUCGUCGGGUUAGACCGCUCCAAACGCACCACUCUCUCCACUCUCCGCACCGCCAAACUUGAAGGUGUGCAAGAGUAUGUGACUUGUAGAGAGGGAGAUGUGAGGACGUUGCCGUUUGGGGAUAACUAUUUCGACGUGGUGGUGUCGUCGGUGUUCGUACACACGGUGGGGAAAGAGCACGGGCAGAAGUCGGUGGAGGCGGCGGCGGAGAGGAUGAGGGUGCUUGGUGAGAUCGUGAGGGUUGUGAAGCCUGGAGGCUUGUGUGUGGUUUGGGAUCUGUUGCACGUGCCGGAGUACGUGCGGCGUCUUCAGGAGCUGAAGAUGGAGGAUAUCCGAGUCUCCGAGCGAGUCACGGCGUUUAUGGCCGGAAGCCACAUCGUGACUUUCCGGAAACCCAGUGAACUCGUCGCCGGACCCCGUGAAGUCCGCCUCGAUUGGAGAUGAUGACGUGGCUUUUUUUAAAACGGAUGUUGUGUCGGUUCGUUUAUAUAGAAAACGGCACACGUUGUCCAAGUCUGGAGGUUCGAGACGAUAUAAUUGUUAUAUACUUUAAUUACGAGUCUAAAAACUAGAAAAUAUCAAAUGUAUGUAGCGUCUGGGGAGGCCAAGCGGAACCAGAUCCUUUGUUGAAGAGGCUAAUCGCUGAGUUUACGUUUUGAUAUUGUAUUUAUAUAAACGAUAGUACUAUCAUCAAACAAUCUAUUCAGCGAUAGUCUCUUAUUAUUGCGUUAGCGUUUCA
Molecule: messenger RNA, 1441 nt
Organism: Eutrema salsugineum
Lineage: Eukaryota; Viridiplantae; Streptophyta; Magnoliopsida; Brassicales; Brassicaceae
Exons: 3
Coding region: 280-1146 (288 amino acids)
Molecular function (GO): S-adenosylmethionine-dependent methyltransferase activity
Source: RefSeq, a predicted model, not a curated record